Molecule: messenger RNA, 1797 nt
Organism: Sphaeramia orbicularis (orbiculate cardinalfish)
Lineage: Eukaryota; Metazoa; Chordata; Actinopteri; Kurtiformes; Apogonidae
Gene: c8a
Product: complement component 8, alpha polypeptide
Exons: 11
Coding region: 1-1797 (598 amino acids)
Biological process (GO): complement activation
Cellular component (GO): membrane attack complex
Molecular function (GO): protein binding
Source: RefSeq, a predicted model, not a curated record
AUGGGAAUAUAUACUCGUUUACUCCUAGGCCUAUGCACAUUACAUCUGGUCAUCAAUUUUAGCAGAUCUGUGAAUUCUGCCAGGACCCAGUGGACAACAGCUGAUAACAGUGGGGCGGCAGUGAGGAGCACCAGAGCUGUAAACAGACCAGUACCCAUCAGCUGUAGGCUCGGAGGUUGGUCACCUUGGACUUCAUGUAACUCCUGCACAGAUAAAAAGUUUCGUUUCCGACACAUGGAGAAGCCCUCACAGUUUGGUGGCACACAGUGCAUUGAGACACUGUGGGAGAGACUGGCAUGUCCAACAGCAACCACACAGUGUCUGGAGCCAGAUUACUGUGGAGAGAGCUUCACAUGCAAAGACUCAGGUCGCUGCAUCAGCCAGUCUCUUCGCUGUAAUGGGGAGACAGACUGUGAUGAUUUUUCUGAUGAAGAGGAGUGUGAGGAGAUCAAUCAAAGACAUGACAAGUGUUCCACCCUAAUGCCGAUCCCCGGUGCUGAACGUGGCACUCAAGGCUAUAACAUUUUGACUGGGGACUUUGUGAAUUAUGUGCUUGAUCCAAACUACUAUGGAGGAACGUGUGAAUAUGUCUACAACGGUGAAUGGAGGAAAUUCACUUAUGAUUCAUUCUGUGAGAACCUGCACUACAAUGAAGAGGACAAAAACUUUAGGAAACCAUACAACUAUCACACCUACCGCUUUGUGGCUCAAGCUACGUCAGAGGGCUCUCAUGAGUAUUUUGAGGACAUGGUGAGUCUACUGAAUGCAAGGAAAACCCUGGACUCCUCUAAUGCUGGGUUCACAUUGGGGAUCGAUCAAGUGGAAUUUGGACUGAGUGGAAGCAGGGAAUCUGAGUUUCUGAGCAACAUGACUAAAUUUAAAAGCCAGGAUCUUGGAUUUGUUCACCUUACAUCCAAAGUGCAAACUGCCCUCUUUAAAAUGAGAAGUGAUAAACUGAUGCUUCAUGAGGAUUUUUAUAUUGCCCUCAUGGAGCUCCCGGAGCAGUAUGAUUUUGGGGUGUACUCCCACUUCUUUAACACAUUUGGCACCCAUUACGUCACAGAAGGAUCUAUGGGAGGAACCCUGGAAUAUGUUGUGGUUAUCAACAAAACAUCCACGGCACAAUCAAUGCUUACAAGUGAAAUGGUUGGACGCUGUUUUGGUGGUUUCAUUGGUUUCACUCCCAGUUCGGAGGGUCAGGAAAGUGUUGGGCUCCGUUUGGGGCGACAAGACUGCAACAAAGACAGUGCUCAUUCUCAUGGCCAUGACUCUAGUUCAGCAGAGAUCAAAGACAUCAUCACUCUUGUGAAGGGGGGGAUCUCAGUCACCAGCAGUGGCUUGUUGACUAUCAGGAACACGGACACCUACAGGAAAUGGGGAGCGUCCCUCAAAUACAACCCAGCGCUCAUCGAUUAUGAGAUUAUGCCAAUUUAUGAGCUCGUUCGCCUCAGCACGGCUGCUGAACAUGUAGGGGCUAGACUGGCCAACCUGCAGAGGAGCUGGGACGAGUAUCUGCAGCAGUUCCACUCCUGUCGGUGCGCCCCCUGCAGACACAAUGGGAUCCCUAUCCUAUCAGGAACCUCCUGCAGCUGCCUCUGCAAGUCAGGCUACCAAGGAGAGGCCUGUGAGGAAACGAUGAGACGUGACAGGAGGACUGAUGGGUCGUGGUCCUGCUGGGGGCCGUGGUCAGUUUGUGCAUCAGGGAGAAAGACUCGGACUAGAACCUGCAACAACCCCUCACCUGAUGAAGGCGGGGCAGCUUGUCUUGGCUCCACCUCCCAGACUCAGCGCUGUUAA